Molecule: messenger RNA, 3357 nt
Organism: Python bivittatus (Burmese python)
Lineage: Eukaryota; Metazoa; Chordata; Lepidosauria; Squamata; Pythonidae
Gene: CTSW
Product: cathepsin W
Biological process (GO): proteolysis
Molecular function (GO): cysteine-type peptidase activity
Source: RefSeq, a predicted model, not a curated record
UUUCACUCCCAACCCAGCUGCAACAGGGCGCACCCGCAAUGUGGCUGGCCAACCUCGCUGCUUGCUGGAUGCUCUGGGGGACAUGGAUCUCUGUCCCUUCUGCCAACUCUACCCUUCCUCCAGAUCUGAACAUGACCCAGUUGACUCAGAUGUUCCAGGAUUUUAUGGUUAAGUUUGGCAAAACCUACGGCAGCCAAGAAGAGAUGCUCUACCGCUUCAAGAUCUUUGUUCGGAACAUGGAAAUAAGCCGGGCCCUGCAGGACACCGAGUUGGGGACAGCCCAGUACGGGGUCACCCGUUUCAGUGAUCUGACAGAAAGCGAGUUUGCUAAGAAGUUUGGCAACCCCGUCUUGCAGGCUCCACCGUUUGUGCAGACUCAGCCGCCCCGCAGCCCCUUAAAGGAACCCAAACCCUGCAACUGGACGAAAGCGGGGGCUCUGCCCCCAGUGAAAGACCAGGGAGAGUGCAAAGCUUGCUGGGCCUUUGCAGCCGUGUCCAACAUAGAAGCAUUGUGGAAGAUUAACCAAAAUAUCCAGCGCAGCCUCUCGGUGCAAGAACUCAUUGACUGCACGUACCCUUCCAGAGGAGGGUGUAUGGGUGGCUAUGUUUGGGACGCGCUUCUUUAUGUCUUCAACAACACCGGAUUGUCGUCAAGCACCCUCUAUCCCUACAUUGAGAAAGACCAGCCCUGCAGAAAACACAAGGGGCGAAAGCUAACCAAGAUUGAUGGUUACAGUGUACUUCCAAGGGAUGAGAAAUAUAUAGCGGAAGUUGUGGCCUCCCAAGGUCCCGUCACAGCUCUCAUGAACAAAAAGUUCUGUCAGCACUACCAGAAGGGCAUCAUGCAGAGGUCCGAGGAGGACUGUGACCCCAACUGGCUUGAUCACGCGGUCCUUAUUGUUGGCUUUGGGGAAGGCAAAAGCCGACGCGGUUCCUGGAGUGGAUCCUACUGGAUUAUCCAGAACUCGUGGGGAAAGCACUGGGGAGAACAGGGCUAUUUCCGGCUGCACCGGGGUUCCAACGCUUGUGGGAUUAGAAACUAUGCAACCACCGCGAUCCUCAACAACCUGGGAAGAAAGAAGCCGGCUGCUUGUCCUCCAUGACGGUGUGCGUGGAUCUGCGUGUGUUUAACAACAGCUUUGGAGCACUGAGUCCCGUUGCUUUUCAUUCUUUUCCAACCUAGCGCUCUCCAGAUGUUGUUGGCCUACAGUGACUAGGCCAACUCAUUGCCGCUUCCUCAUAGUUAAUUGGUUUCUUUAAAAUGCAGGUUCUCUCGAUUUUUCCUGGCUGUUUCUUAAUUUUAAAAGCAAUCGUUUGAUAGUGGUUAACUCCCCUGCCCUCCCCCCACAUUUUGGAAUUGCCAAGUCAACAUUGGGGAAUAUUGCCCAAAUCCCCAGUUUUGUGCAAAAUCUUUGUGUAAUUGCAAUGGAGCCCGGCUAUUUUGUGUCUGUGCCUGCAUGUACGUAGGUGUGUGAAAUGGGGGAAAGGAAUAUUUCAAGGAUAGGCAGAUGGAAGUGGAAUAGCAUCCACAGACAGAGUUUGCUCUAUCAGAAUGCAGAAGGGAGGUUGUUAAAAUACACUGAACAGUGUUAGUAAUGUUCCUACCAAAUUAAUAAAAAGGGAACUAAUUGAAACAGACACAUUUCUUUCGAUUCUGGAAUUCCAAUCACCUCUCAUUAUGUACGGACUACAAAAAAACUCCAUCCCCACAUUUGUGUCUCUCUCCAUCUUCACUCUGCCCCUUUUGGCUGUGAAAGAAAUCAUUCUGCAUUCUUGGUUUCGCCUUGCUGCCCAUGCAUUUUCUAUUCCGAUGAGAGUUGCGCUGAUGUUUUUUCACACCUCAAAAGUCACAAGGCGUUUCAAGGCUUAGCAUCUUUAAUUUUUAUGCUUUGUUCUUGGUUUUCUUUCAUUUCCACCACGUGCCCCAACUCAGUGUGGUUGGUUGACCUGUCAUGCCUCCCCCCACGCUCUGUGUCUUUAAGUUAUAUGUGUCACCGUUGGGGGAAAAAAGCAAUAAUAUAUUUUGCACAGACAGAACAUGCCCAAGUCUGAGGCAGCUAGGCCUAACAGGAAGAAACUGUAUUCUCAAGGUACACCAACUGGUUAUUUUUGCACCUCAAUUAAUUGGAAAUGAAAAACUAUUGUGAUGUUCAACAUGCCUAACCAGAGCAGUGUAAAAACUAGCAGCUGCAUUCCCACAACUUGCUCAGCUUGGUUAUUGUGGCUUAGUGUACAGGUAGUCCCCGGGUUAAGAAUGCCCGGGUUACAGACGACCCAUAGUUAAGAACGGAGCCUACUGUAGCAACAUUUGAGUUAAAUCCACAAUGAUUCGAGUUAAAUCCACGAUAGUUCGAGUUCAUUACACAAUACUGCUUAAUACGGUAUUAUGCAAUAAGACUGUUCUGGCUUACAUAUAAAUUGGACUUAAGGAUAGACUUUGGGAAAGGAACUUGUUCUUAUACUGGGGACUACCUGUUACUGAAUGAACCCAACCGGGUUGGUUAAUUUAUGAAUCAGUGUCUUUUUGCUGCUGCAUAAAAGCUGGUUUAGGACAGACACUGAGUGUGUCAUGCAAACCCAGCCUCUGGUUGUGCUCUGCUUAGGAACUGCAGGAGGCACAGCUGGCAAGGUUGGGGAAUUCUGGGAGUUGAAGUCCACCCAUCUUAAAGUUGCCAGGUUUGAGAAACACUGCCUUAAAGCCUCUCCAACUACCUCAAAGGAAAAACAGGUCUGAAAAUCCAACUCCAUUUUAUUGGGGAGGGCACAGGCAGGUUGCCCAUCCUUGUCCUAGAACCAUCUGAUCUUCUUGAAUAUCUUUGCAAGCUGACAGCAAUGCCACUUUUAAGGCAACGACCCGUGGACUGUUCUUGAGGUCCCGGUCACAAAACUGACUUUUGGGAUCAGCUUUGAAGGGGUUGAAAAAGGUGGGGGAGGUGGGCUGGAUAAAGGCAGAGAAUGCAAGAAAAGCAGAUGCUUCUUGAGAACAGAAAUUAAGUCUUUUCUCAUAAACCAGGCUGUUACUGUUAGGAAGAAUAUUACUGUCAGCUUUGUGUUCACACCUCGUUGCUCAAAGGGUGUAAAUAAAAAACCCACAAAGAUGGAGAGAAUCUGCCAGGCAUUUGAUGCAUGCUGUUCCUCUUGUUGCAAAAAAAAAGGACCCGCUCUACAAAACUGGAAGGGAAGAGGGGAAAAAAAGCUUUAAGUGCAGAUGGCAGAAAUCGCCACCUUGCUAGAGCAGAGGCAGAGAGCUUUGCUUUCAGGAAGCGGGAGGAAGGGCACCUGGCAUGUAAAACUGGUUUUAAAAAGCACAAGGCUGGAACUUGUUCCAUGUGGUAAACCUGGCAAGAGCUGGGCUUA